Messenger RNA from Myxocyprinus asiaticus (Chinese sucker), 2458 nucleotides. RefSeq names its product glutaredoxin 3-like. NCBI's taxonomy places the organism in Eukaryota, Metazoa, Chordata, Actinopteri, Cypriniformes, Catostomidae. The transcript has 11 exons. The record is from RefSeq and is a predicted model, not a curated record. The coding region runs from base 8 to 988 and encodes 326 amino acids.
UGGCAGCAUGGCGAACUUCACGGAUGCGACAUCACUGCAGCAGUUUGAGGAAUUACUAAAAAAUAACAGCAAGUCCCUCACAGUUGUCCAUUUUCAUGCACCAUGGGCUCCACAGUGCUCCCAGAUGAACGAUGUGAUGGCCGAGUUAGCCAAGGAGCACAAACACACCAUGUUUUUAAAACUGGAGGCAGAGGCAGUCCCUGAGGUUUCUGAGAAAUAUGAGAUCGCUUCAGUUCCCACCUUCCUCUUCUUCAAGGGCGGUAAGAAGAUUGACAGGUUGGAUGGUGCACAUGCCCCUGAGCUGACCAAUAAGGUGCAAUGGUUGGGGUCCGGUGGGGGCGGUGGUGCCGGGACAGGGGACGUCCCAAAAGAGGAUCUUAACGAGAGACUGAAAAAGCUGAUCAACGCUGCACCCUGUAUGCUCUUCAUGAAGGGGUCGCCCCAGGAGCCUCGCUGCGGUUUUAGUCGUCAGAUUAUUCAGAUCUUGAAGGACCACAACAUUCAGUACAGCAGUUUUGACAUCCUCUCGGAUGAAGAGGUCAGACAGGGACUCAAGACCUUCUCCAACUGGCCCACCUAUCCGCAGGUCUACGUCAACGGAGAUCUCAUCGGGGGACUGGACAUCUUAAAGGAGCUGGUUGAUUCUGGUGAACUUGAGAAUACUUUCCCCAAAACAAUCUCGCUGGAACACAGGCUGAAAUCACUAAUCAAUAAAGCACCCAUCAUGCUCUUCAUGAAAGGCAAUAAAGAGGCUGCAAAAUGUGGAUUCAGCCGUCAGAUACUUGAAAUAAUGAACAGCACAGGGGUUGAGUAUGACACAUUUGAUAUACUGGAAAAUGAAGAGGUAAGACAAGGAUUAAAGGCAUUCUCCAACUGGCCGACGUACCCACAGCUGUAUGUUAAAGGAGAUCUAAUUGGAGGACUGGACAUUGUUAAGGAGCUGAAAGAGAACGGUGAGCUUGUGUCCGUGUUGAAGGGGGAGAACUAAACUGUUCCAGCACUGAAGAACACCAGAAUUACAUCGUGAUAUACCUGUUACCUGCAUAUAUUUAACCUCUGGAUCAGAGGUCUUAUUCCAUCCAAGUUAGCCUUUUAUUUAGAGACAAAUUGUCCAAAACCCAUUCAUACAAUGCUGACCAUUAAAAUUAAAUAAAGCCAAUUGUGUUUCAAUCUGUUUUAUGUUGGAUUGACAUAUUCUGUUUACAUCUUGAAUGAUCCGAUCACAAGAGGUCAGCUGUGACAGAUUACCAAUUAACCUGUGAACACUUGUGAUUGUGAAUUUACUACUUUACUGUGUUACUGCAUGCUGAUAAAGUGCCGAAAAAUGUGCACUCUUUUGCUCCCAAAUACAGUAUAUAAAUUUUAAUCUGAAACGUAAGUGGAAAUGUUUUACGCAAAUUAUUUCUCCUUUAAUAAUUGUACUUCAGAUGUGCCUCAAUUGAUCUGUUUGCUUCAUGUUUAUUUCAUGCAUACUGAAGAUAUUUUUUUAAGUCUUGAGCAUGAAUGCGUUUUUUUUUUGUUUGUUUUUUUUUGAUAAGUCAAUUUUCUGUUAAAGCUGAAUGUAACGGACAAAGGUUAUGGUGCAAUGGUUGUGUGUAUAGGGGUUCUUUGCUGGAAUGCAUGAGGACACUGGCAUUUACUCUAUUUGGGCACAUCCAACUACCUCCAAAUGUGGUUUAAAUGAUCAGAUCAAAAACACAUUUUGCUCUGUCCACUUAUGAUCGGUUAACCUAAGAUGAUUGUCAAUACUAGGUCAAGACCACCUAAUGUAAGUCACCUAAUCAACAUAAAUGCAUUCCCUCCUUUUUUAAUUUGUCUGUCAAUUAAAUGGUUUGGCAUGUAAAAGCAUUCAGUAUUUGCACCGUUCUUUGCUGCUUUAUUCGAGUUAUCCUAAAUAUAUGACCUAAUGAGGACCGUAACGAUAGAUCUUCAUUCUUGAUCACAUCCUCUCGCUUUAAUGCGCUCUUCAGACAUAAAGAUUAUUCAGAGCUCUUGGAGACAGGAAUUGUGAUUAAAGAGACAUUAAUAUUAAUCAGCAGUCAGUGGUUUUGGGGGAGUAGACCCACACCUAAUCUGGCUUUGAGCCAUGAUUGUAAAGUGUCCAUUACCUUCCUCUUACACACAAACACACACCUGUAGCCUGGGGUAAUUGCUGCACUCUUGUGAUGACCUGAUGGUUCUGCCGAAGAAACCUUUUAUACAUGUUAACACUUUGACUCCCAAUAACACUCUCAGAUAUUCAUCCAUGCAUGAACUGAGACAUACGGAGAAAACUGUUUAUACUUCUGCAUAAUCACCACCUACUGCCACAGGUUCUCACCUAAACUAACAAGUUCAUUACAUCGCCUGAAGCUGUCGAAAUAAAUACCACACUAUUUUAAAUGCACACUAAGUACAGCUUGUAGAAUAAUGAUAUUGCACAAAUACAUUGAAUGGAUAUUAAAUUCAAAUUUUGGUU